AUGGUAUUUAUUUCCAUCACCAUCAUUAGGGGAAUCUUCAAGGUGCCAUCACUGCCUGACUGUUGGUCGAAAAACCUGGGAAGCCCACACAUCAUCGAAACCGUGUUCCGAGGCCGUUUCCAAAACAUCAUGCAUCACCUGCGUUUUGAUGACAGAGACACCCGCAGCGAGCGAGUACAGACUGAUAGGUUUGCUGCAAUUUCAAACAUAUGGGGAUUGUUUGUCACCAACUGCAUCACAUCCUACAUUCCUGGUCAACACAUCACCAUUGACGAACAACUUUUCCCGUGCAAGACUCGCUGCUGUUUCCUACAGUACAUUCCAACUAAACCAGACAAGUUUGGUAUCAAGUUUUGGGUGGCGUGUGACUUGAAAACCAAAUACGUCUGCAACAUCCUCCCAUAUCUUGGCAAGGACCCCACUCGGCCUCGUGGGGAGAGAGUGUCUGAGAGUGUAGUCAUGAGGCUGAUGGAACCAUUCUUGGACAAGAGCAGAAAUGUUACCACAGACAAUUUCUGUACAUCACUGUCACUUGCAAAACGCCUAUUCAGCCGGAACACAACCAUCCUCGGCACAGUCAACAGGAUUCGCCAAGAAAUCCCACCGUCAACUCGACAGAUUCACCGCAGUGAAUAUACCACCCAGGUAUUUUCAUCCACUGGUGCCACACAGACUGUGUAUGCGCCCAAGCGGAAGAAGACUGUGUAUGUUCUCAGCAGCAUCCACAGCACGAUUGAGACAGCGAAAACCACCAAAAAGAAGCCAAACACCAUCACACUCUACAACACAACAAAGUGCGGCGUCGAUGUCAUGGACCAGAUGGUGCGGGAAUACACUGUCCGCGCAGCAACAAGGCGCUGGCCAGUAGCAGUGUUCUACAACAUGAUAGACAUUGCAGCACUGAAUGCCCACGUGCUCUAUCAAUUAUGCACCGGGACAAAGGAAAGACGGGUGGAUUUCCUGUUUGAACUGGCAAGAGAGUUGGCUCACUCCCACGUGGGUAUGAAAAAGGCCCAAAAGGAGCAAUUGCUUCGGCAACAACCCUCCACACCACAACUCGGACAAAGAGCCAAGUGUCAGGCUAAAAUCAAAUGCAAGGACAAUCGUGCAACAGUGUGCUGUGAAAAGUGUUACAAAUACACAUGUGGGAAAUGCCGAAAGGAGCAAUGGCAGUGCCAGAAUUGUUAG
Cyprinodon tularosa is the source of this 1188-nucleotide messenger RNA. Its product is annotated as piggyBac transposable element-derived protein 4-like. Bases 1 to 1188 code for a protein of 395 amino acids. Lineage: Eukaryota; Metazoa; Chordata; Actinopteri; Cyprinodontiformes; Cyprinodontidae. The record is from RefSeq and is a predicted model, not a curated record. The transcript has a single exon.